AUGAAGCAGAGGUUUUCGUCUCUCGAUGUCAAGGUCAUUGCGCACGAGCUCCAAGGGAGCUUGGUGACUCUGCGGCUCUCGAAUGUCUACGACCUCUCCUCCAAGAUUCUGCUCCUGAAAUUCGCCAAACCUGAUAACAAGCAACAACUUCUCAUUGACAAUGGAUUCCGCUGCCACUUGACCGACUUUGCCCGAACAACUGCGGCGGCACCGUCUGCUUUUGUAGCCCGGCUACGCAAAUAUCUCAAGACCAGGCGAUUGACGUCCGUUGCGCAAGUAGGGACCGACAGAAUCCUCGAGUUUCAGUUUAGCGAUGGCCAAUAUCGCAUGUUUCUCGAAUUCUUUGCUAGUGGAAACAUCAUUCUCACCGAUGCCGACUUGAAGAUAUUGGCCAUUUCUCGCAAUGUUAGUGAGGGAGAGGGGCAGGAGCCACAAGGGGUUGGCCUACAGUAUUCUCUGGAGAAUAGACAGAACUUUGGCGGGAUUCCACCUUUGACAAAAGAACGAAUAAGGGAUGCCCUUAAGACUGCCGCCGAAAAGGCCGAAGCAAACACAGUAGCCGCUACUUUCUCCGGUAAGAAAGCAAAAGGCAAAUCUGGUGGCGAUCUACGAAAAGCGUUGGCGGUUUCUAUAACAGAACUGCCUCCUGCCCUGGUUGAGAACAUCCUUCAGGCAAAUAACUUUGAUGUCUCUGCUAAGCCGGCUGAUGUGGUUGAUAAUGAAUCGCUACUGGAUGAAUUGGUCAAACAUUUGUCUGAGGCUCGUGAUAUUGUCGAAAACAUCAUCGCACCUACAACUUGCAAGGGCUACAUUUUUGCAAAGAAGAAAGCGACCCUCUCAAGCGGAGCAGAAGAGACCGACGAAACCACUAAACACGAGGGAUUGCUCUAUGAAGAUUUUCAUCCAUUUAUCCCGCAAAAGUUCAAGAGUGACCCGUCUAUUCAGGUAUUAGAAUUUGAAGGGUAUAAUCGAACGGUCGAUGAGUUCUUUUCAUCUCUAGAGGGCCAGAAGCUAGAAUCUCGUCUUGUUGGGAGAGAAGAAGCUGCCAGGAAGAAGCUUGAAGCAGCCAGGCACGAACAGUCCAAGCGAAUCGAAGGUUUGCAGGAUGCACAGGCAAUGAACCUCCGCAAAGCAGCUGCGAUUGAAGCCAAUGUGGAGCGAGUACAGGAAGCCAUGGAUGCGGUAAAUGGCCUUCUCGCGCAAGGUAUGGACUGGGUUGAUAUUGGAAAGCUCAUUGAGCGAGAGAAGAAACGGCAGAAUCCAGUUGCCGAGACCAUCAGCCUUCCCCUGAAACUAGCAGAAAACACCAUUACGCUGCUCCUCGCAGAAGAAGAGUUUGAGGAAGACGAAGCAGAAGAAGACAAUCCUUUCGAAACCGACGACAGUGACUCUGAAGCAGAGGCGAAUGAAGCUGCCCGAGUUAAAGAUAAGAAAAACGACAAGCUUCUCACCGUCGACAUCGUUCUCAAUAUUAGCCCCUGGAGCAACGCGAGAGAGUACUACGAAGAGCGAAGGUUUGCCGCCAUGAAGGAGGAAAAAACUCAACUUCAAGCGAACAAAGCCCUGAAGAGCACCGAGCAAAAGAUCUCAGAAGAUUUGAAGAAGGGCCUCAAGCAGGAGAAGGCCCUGUUACAGCCUAUUCGCAAGCAGAUGUGGUUUGAGAAAUUUAUUUGGUUCAUCUCCUCGGAUGGGUACUUGGUCCUUGGAGGAAAAGACCCUCAGCAGACUGAAAUCCUUUACAGAAGGUAUUUGCGCAAGGGGGACAUUUACUGUCACGCUGAUAUCCGUGGCGCUGCGCAUAUUAUUAUUAAGAAUAGCCCAAAUACGCCAGAUGCCCCUAUUCCUCCGGCAACUCUGUCACAGGCAGGUUCACUGUCAGUAUGCACCUCGGAAGCCUGGGAUUCCAAGGCGGGCAUGGGCGGAUGGUGGGUGAAUGCAGACCAAGUAUCUAAAUCGACACCGACAGGAGAUAUUCUACCUGCUGGAAGCUUUACAAUUCAAGGAAAGAAGAAUUAUCUCCCGCCGACGCAACUUUUACUUGGUUUAGGUUUUACGUUCAAGAUUAGCGAACAAAGCAAAAGCGAAGAUGAGGUGCAAGCCGCCGAAGAAGGUGAUGAUUCAGAAGAUUCAGGAGCCGAAUCAGAAGAAAAUCAGCCUGGUGACGACAAACGAGCCAAUCCCCUGCAAGGCUCUGGCGAUGAGGAUGAGGUCACAGACGACACAGCAGACAAGUUGUCAGCUGUGAAGAUCAGUGACGAGCCUGAGAACGAUGAAGCUGAGCCAUUGACCGCGGAUGCAUCCAAAGAGGAGCUAGGAGAGGGAGAAAAAGAGGCCACUGAAAUCUCCGAGGCCCCUACCAAAGCUUCCGAUGCUUCAUAUACUACGGGAGUCUCGGCGGCCACGAAGAAAAGAGGCCAGAAACGUGGACAAAAGGGAAAAGCAAAAAAGAUUGCUCAGAAAUACAAGGACCAGGACGAAGAGGACCGCGCCACAGCAGAAGCACUGAUAGGAGCGACGAUAGGACGACAACGGGCCGAAGCAGAAGCCGCCGCGAAAGCCCAGCGUCAAGCCGAGCUGGAAGCCCAAAAGGAGCGCCGGCGGGCCCAGCACGAGCGGAAACAGAAGGAAGUUGCGGAGCAAGAGGAGAUCCGCCGUGCCAUGAUGACCGAGGGCCUGGACGCUGGGGAGCCCGACGAGGCGGAGAAGGCGACGAACCUGGACACGUUGGUUGGCACGCCGCUGGCUGGGGACGAGAUUCUGGAAGUCCUUCCUGUUUGCGCACCGUGGAGCGCCCUGGUUCGAUACAAGUAUAAAGUUAAGAUGCAGCCGGGCUCCGUGAAGAAGGGCAAAGCCAUCAAGGAAGUGUUGGAGCGGCUGAAGACAGACUCUGCCAGGAAAGGAGUGAUAGACGAGGCGGCGAGGGAUUCGGAGAAGAUGUGGCCCAGGGAGGUUGAGCUCAUCAAGGGACUCAAGCCGGAGGAAAUUGCCAACAGUGUGCCGGUCGGCAAGCUGAGAGUCAUGAUGGCCGGAGCCAGUGGAGGAAGUGGUUCUGGCGGCGGCGGCGGCGGGAAGGGUAAAGGUGGUGGGAAGAGUCAAGGAAAGGGAGGUAAAGGGGGAAAAGGAUCAAAGAAGUAG
Trichoderma breve is the source of this 3135-nucleotide messenger RNA. RefSeq lists its product as uncharacterized. The transcript has 5 exons. The record is from RefSeq and is a predicted model, not a curated record. Gene Ontology annotation, molecular function: ribosomal large subunit binding; tRNA binding. Gene Ontology annotation, biological process: rescue of stalled cytosolic ribosome; ribosome-associated ubiquitin-dependent protein catabolic process. The coding region runs from base 1 to 3135 and encodes 1044 amino acids. Gene Ontology annotation, cellular component: RQC complex. NCBI's taxonomy places the organism in Eukaryota, Fungi, Ascomycota, Sordariomycetes, Hypocreales, Hypocreaceae.